CACUCUGCGGUUAGACCCGCGGGUGCUGCUGGCUGCGGAUUGCCCCGCGCCAGCGGUUGGUUGCGGCCCCGCGCCACAGCCAGUUGCGGGCAGACUCGCGCUGGCAAGACGGCUCCUAAGAAGAAGCCGAACAAGCGUGGGAAGCGCUCGGCAGAGCGCACUGAGGCCCGACAACAAAGGGGCCAAGAAAGAAGGAGGCUCGCCCAACAGGAGCGGGUCGAGACGAGUUAUCCCGAACUGGUAGGGGGAGCCAGUUCAUCUCGGGAAGCCCCCACUAGGACGGUUGUCGUAGAGGACACAACCGGCCCGAAGCCAAGAGUAAGAAGGACUCCCAGAAAGAGGGUCAGAGAAGAAGGGGGUGUACGAGUGAAACGCCUGGGUGUCACCCUCAUCAACCUAAGGGAGCGGGAAGCACCGCCCCUUAGACUCAGGUCAGUUACAAGGGCCGGGACAGGUGCCAAACUCAGGUCAGCUCCAAGACGGGAACAACAUAGAAGGCAGGUUCGUGAGAACUACGCCGAGGGUGCCAAGGCGAUCCAAGCAGCAAGAGGAGUCUGGCAUCAAAGGAGGUUUGCCCAACGAGUUCAGCUGACAAGGAGCAUUCGAGCUCUUACACCAAGAGGCACCGUUGGAGAACAGGUGCGCAGGCAACUUCCUGAGGAGUGCUCGAGUUGUGACGAGCGUACCAAGAAGAACAGACCAGAAGCUGCAAAGUUUGCCAACAAAAGGCUCAAGAGGUUGACCUUUGUCCCUGUCAAGCCUGAGUUGACACCGCUAUUGCAGAAGUACCACGUUCCAAAGACCAAGAAAGCUAAGAAGAAGGUGGUUGAAGAGGACGACGAGCCGGACACCACCAACCCUGAAGUGAUGGCAGCCAUCAGACCUGCCAAGAAAGCUGUUCCAGCGGAAGAGUUGGAGGAAGAGGCGCGAGAACCGGGUGCAGUUGGGGAAAUGGAAGUAGAGGACAGGCAACAGGUUGAACCCCCUCUCCCUGAACUUGGGGAACCGCCUGCAGAACCAUCUGAACCAGCAAGGCCAGUAAGAGCCAAGAAAAUCCCAGAUACGGUCACCAAAGCCGAGUAUGACAACCACACGAUUACACACCUUCCUUUUAGAAAUUGGUGUGAGUUUUGUAUGGCUGGAAAAAUUCGUGAGGAUAGUCACCGUAGAAGAACUCCAGGAGACGACAAGGAAGUCCCCAGAGUUUCAAUGGACUAUUGCUUUUUGGGCAGAGUUCUUGACAACACCAAGUCUGAAGAGACAACGGUGGCUGAGUUGAAAGAGCCAACAGAAGAAGCAGAAGGAGUCAUGCCCGUUUUGGUAGUCACUGACGAAAGAACAGGCUGCGUUUUCAGCAGCGUUGUGCAGAAGGGAGUGAAUGAUCACGCCGUCAAUGUGGUAGUAGAAGCUUUGAAGUUUUGUGGUAGACAGAAAGCCAUCCUGCAAACAGAUGCCGAACACAGCAUCAAAGCACUUGCAGAGGCAUCAGCCGUGAAGUAUGGCAAAGAGGUGCAACACCAAACUGCGCCACGUGAAUCUCAUGCGUCCAAUGGGGCCGCUGAAAGGGCGGUACUGGAGCUCUCGCGACAGGUGCGCACAAACGUGAACGCACUUGAAUCAAGGUACAAGGACUUCAAGCUGAAAGUUUCCAGUGUUUCAUACCCGUGGCUUGUACGCCAUUCAGCAUGGCAAUUGACCAGAUUCCUGGUGAAGGCAGAUGGGAAAACCCCAUAUGAACGACUCAAAGGUCGCGAAUACAAAGGUGAAGUUGUAGAGCCAUUUGAAACUGUGCACUACAAACUUGCGCAAGACGCCAAAGGCAAGCUGGACGCUCAGAGCGCCAUUGGCAUUUGGGUUGGAAAAUCCCUGCAAUCCGACGAACACUAUGUCGGAACAGCAGACGGCAUCCGUCGCUGCAGAAGCGCGUGGCGCAGGCCAGAAGGGCGACGAUGGGAGCUGAAAAGAUUCGAGGCUCUCAAGGGCGUUCCGUGGCAACCCAAAGGCGAGCCAACCUUGAUGCCAGGAGCCCCAGGCACACCAAGGAUUGCAGCGCCAGGAACACCAAGCGGACGCGCCCGAGGAGUGUACAUCACAGUGGAACGGCAGAUUCGCCAUGGAUCCACAGAAGGAUGCCCAGGCUGUCACAGCUCAGACGACAACCCAAAGCCACACAAUGCAACAUGCCGAGCAAGAUUCGAAAAGAUCAUCGCCGAAGAGCGAGCGAAGGCACAACAAGGCGAAGGAAGUGCCAGCGCGCAAGUUGAAGACUUGGAAGCGCCAGCGGCCGACAAUUCCUCGUCAUUGUACCGCGCCAAGCGAGAGGCAGCGGGAACCGCCGCGCCUCAGGGAGUUGCGGGAGACUCCGCACUCUCAAUCGCACCAAGGAUCGCGGGAAGACCCGCAUCCUCAGCUGAUCCUGCGGGAAGCACCGCGGCUUCAGCAAGUGCCAAAAGACCCACAGAAGGCACACAAGAAGCCCAAAAGAGGCUGAAGGCACCAGAUCCAAAGGGAAGCAAACGAAACCCUGAGGUCAGUGUCCAAGAGCUGCAAGACGCAGAAGACAUCUCAACAUUGCUGCUACAGCAAGACGAAAGCACGCAUGCAGAAGAGAAAGGCACUUUGCCUACACUCCAUGACGUGCCACUCGCAGCAAUUUUUGAGGAUUCCCUCCUCGUCGGAUACCCAGAGUGGGGAAAUGUGACAUCAGCUUUCGACGAAAGAUCAGGCGAAGCGCUGCCUCUUGAAAAGAUGAUCGAGCACAAUGUCAAAACUGACAUUACGUGGGAGGAGGCCAGACGACGUGGAUUGAAGAUAGUCCGUAGUCGCUGGGUCGACGGAUGGAAAACCAUCGACGGAGAUCCAAGAGGUGUGAGGAUGAUUUUGUCCUGUGCGGCAACCAAACGCAAAGGACAACAUCAGCACGACAAGCUGAUCGGACGUUACGACGUCAGUGUGGCAUUCUUCCAUGCCACAUCCACCGGCAAAAUCGCCGUGGUACCGCCGGAUGAUCUCAACGAUCAAAGACACCUAUGGUAUCUCAACAAGGCAAUGAAUGGAACUCGCGAAGCGAGCCGCCAAUGGUCCGAGUUUGUAGACGGAACUGUGACCAGGAAAGGCGGAUUCAGCAAUGUGCCAGUCACAAUGAGUUGUCAUGGGGACGACUUUCUGGCCGAAGGCCGAGCGGAAGAUCUCGACAAAUUGGAUGAGUUCAUGCUGCAACAUUUUGAAAUCAAAGUGUUGCCGCGAAUCGGCAAUCCUGAGCACGGAGGUCAGUGCCUGGAAGGAGACCAUCUGCGCAGAGCAAUCAGGUGGACAAAAGAAGGGUUCACUUGGGAAGCAGAUCGCAAAUACGUCAAGCUUUUGACAAAAGAGCUUGGGCUGGAAGGAGCAAAAGGAGUUGACACUCCGAGCUCAAAACUGACAGGUGCUGGCUGCAGAACCAGCGACAAGCCGCUAGACGCAGCGGAAGCCUCAAGAUUCAGACAUCUUGCAGGGACAGCUCUUUACUUGAGCUUGGGUAGACCUUCUAUCCAGUACGCGUUGUCAGAAAUCACUGCCGGAAUGGCAAAGCCGUGUGAAAUCCACAUGUUGCGACUCAAAAGACUUGGUCGCUACUUGUUGAAGUUUCCGACGGAGACUUGGCUUUUCGCCUUACAAGAAGAACCUGAAGAGUUCCAGGUUUACACAGAUUCUGAUUGGGCAUCAGAUGCAGUCACGCGCAGAUCAAUGUCCUGCCACAUGGAGCGAUUUGGUGAGCAUCUGUUAGACAGUGGAUGCGCCAAACAGUCAACAGUGGCACUUUCGUCAGGAGAAGCAGAGUACUACUCCUUGACAAGAGGAGCUGCAAUCGGACUGCUGACCAAACACAUCUUACAAUGUGUAGGGUUCAAUCGAGUCAAACAGGUCAUGCUGACCGACUCGACAGCAGCGAAAGGCAUCGCCCAACGUUCGGGCACAGGAAAGGUCAAACACCUUAGCAUCCGUGAGUUAUGGUUGCAGGAGAAAGUCCGUGCAAGAGAACUAGCUGUGCGGAAAGAAAGCACAACAACGAAUUGGGCUGAUUUGGGCACGAAGUCUCUAACAGGCCCAAGAAUCAGCGAACUGGUUCAAAUUAUGCCACUCUGCAGGAGAGGCAUUGUUGUAGCAUGCCUGCUGUGUGUGAUGAACUGCGCAGCAGCACAGCCAGAGGAUGAAGAGAAGGACUCAAGCAUCUUUAGCUUUUUGCUCUAUAUGUUUGUGGUCCACAUCCUUGCACUAUACGGGCUGUUUUCAGCCGUGAGAAGAAGGUUCAUGAAAGAAGAGGUCUACGAAAAGAUGAUUCAAACAGAUGAGAUCAGGGCAGACAACAGAACUACGCAGACAUCCACUGCGCAGAGCACCGCAAGUUCUUCAACAUCCAUGCCAGUAUCAGGGCAUGGAGGGGAACAAAGACAGAAUCCAAAAGCAAAACCAAAACCAAAAGCCGAAGCGAGAGAACCACAAGAUGACCUAGUGGCUAUACUUGGAGGCGGUGUACGGUAUCAUCGCAUGAGCUGCGGAAUGGUGAGAGCUUUCCGUGGUAAUGUACAGAACUGCCGCAGGUCACUAGCUGUUGAACGUGGCUACACGCCAUGUAAACAGUGUGGUGGUUGA
Molecule: messenger RNA, 4632 nt
Organism: Cladocopium goreaui
Lineage: Eukaryota; Dinophyceae; Suessiales; Symbiodiniaceae
Source: the annotation of a GenBank genome assembly